Molecule: messenger RNA, 183 nt
Organism: Prunus armeniaca (apricot)
Lineage: Eukaryota; Viridiplantae; Streptophyta; Magnoliopsida; Rosales; Rosaceae
Source: the annotation of a GenBank genome assembly
AUGGGCUUGCCCGGGCUGGAUGUCACCGCUGUAGCUGAUUUUGAGAGACCAGGGGCCUUUUUGCGUGGGCUGGGCUGUCUUCUUGGAAACCAUUCGUCCAAAAAAAUCCUCUACGAACCCAACAUCUUCCUUCCCCUUGUAUGCCAAGAGAGCAAGGAUCAAACGUGGGCUCAUCAGCUGUAG